AUGUCAAUGCCCGCUUCUUUCCAGGACUACCUGUAUGCCAGUGGUAUCACCUAUAAGGUCAUGUCCAACAUUCCAAAGGGGUCAGAGGACCUGGAGGGUAUGGAGACCCUGGCCCAGAUGGCCGCUAGUCAGAACGAGACCAAGGCUGUGGAUGGGGAGACCUACAUCGAGAAGUACAUCAAGGGCAUCUCGGUCGUGGAGAGCAUCCUUACCAUUGAUAGACUACGUCAGGAGGUCGCUGUUAAGGAACACCUCGCCGUCAGUGGGAGAUCUUUACGGAAGACCACCAGUGUCCCUAACAUCAAUCAGAUGCUAACCUCACCCACCAAGCUUGAAGAUCAGAUGCGAGCUGACAGCAUCCAGGAUCUCACCAGUGAUGCCGCAUUGUCAAAAUCCCCGACUUUUGCGGCCCGCCCGAGCUUCCUUAACCUCCGUUCUAGUACCAAUGGUAACUCGGCUAAGCGUACGUUUAAACUAUUGUCUCGUUUCUUCCGUGAAGAACAUGGUAGUAACAUGUACCUAUCCCCCUGAUAACACAGUU
This is a messenger RNA of Haliotis rufescens (red abalone), 541 nucleotides long. RefSeq names its product kinesin-like protein KIF13A. Bases 1 to 531 code for a protein of 176 amino acids. NCBI's taxonomy places the organism in Eukaryota, Metazoa, Mollusca, Gastropoda, Lepetellida, Haliotidae. The transcript has 5 exons. The record is from RefSeq and is a predicted model, not a curated record.